This is a messenger RNA of Aaosphaeria arxii CBS 175.79, 594 nucleotides long. RefSeq lists its product as uncharacterized. Lineage: Eukaryota; Fungi; Ascomycota; Dothideomycetes; Pleosporales. The coding region runs from base 1 to 594 and encodes 197 amino acids. The record is from RefSeq and is a predicted model, not a curated record. The transcript has 2 exons.
AUGGCACACGCAACGCCUUCAGAAGCAGAAGUCGUCUCGACCCUCUCCUCCCUCAAAAUAUCCCCCAACUCCAAGCCGAAAGCGAAGCCGAAAUCCAAGCCCGUAGCCGACAGCUGGGACGACGACGUCUCGUCCGGCAGCGACACCGAGACCGAGGCGGCGAACCCCCCCGGCUUAAGUACCACCACCACCACCUCCACAUCCUCCAACUCCAAAGACACCGGCCUGUCCGCCAUAAAUACGUCCACAUCGGUCGAAACCCCGGGUCCACCGCCGCCCACGCCCGCCUCGCCGACGCCAAAACCUUUCGAGUAUCCGGAUAACACGCCCUUCGGGAGCCAGGCGUCGAGUCGCGGGGGCGGGGGCGGGGGCAAUGGUGGUCCGAUGAAGAGGCCUGAGAAGACGACGGCGGUGGCGGGGCGGUUGAUCGCGGGGGCGCUGGGGGUGCGGGCCCCACGGCGGACGGAGGAGGAGAGGGAGUUCGACAAGGCGAUGAGGGAGAAGGAGAGGAAGAGGAGGGAUGAGGAGAGGGGGAGGGAGAAGAGGGAGAGGGAGGUCGCGGAGGAGAGGAAGCGGGCGAUUUGGGAGGACUGA